AUGGUCAACUUAGCCGCCUACUACCGCAUCCUCCACCACGGGCUUCUCCUCGUCGACAAUGUUGCUGAUGUCGCCACCCCGCAACAGGCGCUGAAGGAACAGUACAAUAUCAUCAACUUCUUGGGUGGUUCUGGCCCUUAUAAGCAGGCCAAAGGGUUCGGUAUUGACCCUAAUCCACCUGACCAGUGUACCGUCGACCACAUCCAGCUUGUCAGUCGUCACGGGGAGCGUUUCCCUUCGAAGGGCGAUGGUGUUCGCUUCGAAGCCAUCUGGAAUAUCAUCUCCCAGUAUAAGAAAGACCACGGCCCGUUAAAGGGAGACCUUUCAGUGUUCAACAACUACAACUAUUUCGUCAAUAACAAGGACUACUACGAAAAGGAAACUGACAGAGAUAACGCCCAGCUGCCGUACUUAGGGCUUGACGACGCCUACUUGCACGGCCAAGUGUUCCGCAAAAAGUACGGCCACUUGAUCCCUAAGAACCAAAAGUUCCCUGUGUUCUCGCUGAACUCCGACAGAUGUUUCCACACUGGGGAAACGUUCACCCAGGCGUUCCUCGAUACUGACGACUUGCUGAACGUUGACUUUGUCGUCAUCGCUGAAAACAGCACUUACGGCGCCAACUCGUUAACUCCCCGGUUAGCGUGUAACGUCGACGGCGAAAACCACGACGCCAUCAAAAAAUACGACUUGCUGUACCAGGACCGCAUCAUCCAACGCUGGCAACGAGACAACCCCGGCUUGAACCUUACGGGGUCCCAGACGGCGAGCAUGAUGUUGUGGUGCGGGUUUGAGAUCAACGUCAAGGGGUGGGGUCCUACUUGUGACUUGUUCACCACCGAAGAGUGGAUCCGCAACCAGUACCGUGGCGAUGUCGGCAACUACUACCAGAUUGGCCGCGGCAACAAGGUGGGCCGCGUCGUCGGUUCCCAGAUGGCCAAGGCCAGUUUCAAGCUUUUGAACGACACCACUGCCGCCAACCAGGUCUACCUCUCGUUCACCCACGACACCGACGUCGAAUUCAUGCUUACGUCGCUUAACAUCGUCGACCCCAAGGAAGACAUCCCCGUCGACCACGUCCCCUUCCCCAACCCCUACCUGGCGGCCGAGAUCGUCCCCAUGGGCACCAGACUCUACAUCGAGCGUCUCAACUGUAGCAACGAGCACUACGUGCGCUUUGUGUUGAACGAUGCCGUGGUGCCCAUCCCCUCGUGCCAGAACGGUCCCGGGUUCUCGUGUAAGUUGCUGGACUACGCAAACUACUUGAACAGCCAAGUGGGUGACGUCGACUUCAACCGUGACUGUAACGCCACUGGUCCUAACGAACUUACCUUCUACUGGGACUACACCUCGGUGACCUACGACGCCCCCCUCAUCGACCAAUAA
This is a messenger RNA of Diutina rugosa, 1386 nucleotides long. RefSeq names its product histidine phosphatase family protein. NCBI's taxonomy places the organism in Eukaryota, Fungi, Ascomycota, Pichiomycetes, Serinales, Debaryomycetaceae. Bases 1 to 1386 code for a protein of 461 amino acids. Gene Ontology annotation, cellular component: fungal-type cell wall. The transcript has a single exon. The record is from RefSeq and is a predicted model, not a curated record. Gene Ontology annotation, molecular function: acid phosphatase activity.